Messenger RNA from Entamoeba invadens IP1, 948 nucleotides. RefSeq lists its product as hypothetical. The record is from RefSeq and is a predicted model, not a curated record. The transcript has a single exon. Lineage: Eukaryota; Evosea; Mastigamoebida; Endamoebidae. The coding region runs from base 1 to 948 and encodes 315 amino acids.
AUGGAGCCUGUUUUAGAAAAGGUCACCGAGAAGUGUGAACAAGUAAAAAAGGAGAUGAAGGCGUUUUCACACUUCAUUCAAGAGAUGUCCGUGGUUGAAGAUGAGACAAUGAAUGUAGAUGAGCGUAUAAAAGCAGCCGAAAUCGCAUUAGGUGAGUUUGGUGAGAAAGAGCAGAAGAAGGCAGAUGUUCGUAAAGUGUUAGUAGAGCUUCGCAAGGAGAUGGAGUGUGCUUUAGUUGAAAUAAUAAAUGAAGAGAAGCGGUGGCAAGGGGGUAGUGGGGAGUAUAACAGUAUAGUAAAACGAUUAUUACUGUUAGAGCGACAAAGUGCAGAAGAGCGUAAAAAGCCGUUAUUGACACAAAUAGAUGACAUAGAAAAAUCAUUUAAAGAGAAAGAGCAGCACUUACAAACGAUGUUAAAGCCGUUGCCCUUCAAUGGGUCUCUAGAAGAGGAUGAAGUCGAACAAAUUCAGAAGUGGAGUUUCCUUAAGAUCGAAUCGGUGAUCUUUGAUAGUAACUUAGACGACUGGAGUGUCAACAGUUCUGUCUUCAGUAAGAAAAUAGCUAACAAGAGUAAAGUUGCCGUAAUUGUUGAAGACAAAAAUGGAAACAAAUUUGGUGGUGUUGUGUUUAAUGCAAUUAGUGGCGUCGACGAGUGGAACACUGACCCAAGAGCUUUUCUCUUCACUUUAAAGUCCAACGGCCGCACCGAAGGAAUGGAAAAGUAUCAACUACUCCAUAAAUAUGCACAGUACGCUUUCCACUGUUUUACAGAUGACUACGAAGCACUCUUUUAUAUAUGUAAUGGUGGCAUCCAUGUAUUUAAAAAGGAUCAAGGGGGGAGUGGGUGCAAUUAUAAUAGAACGGAAAAUACACCAGAAAACGUGUUUUGCGACGGUGCAACAUUUACUCCAAAAAGAAUUACUGUUCUGCAACUUGCCUCACUUUGA